Molecule: messenger RNA, 2778 nt
Organism: Engraulis encrasicolus (European anchovy)
Lineage: Eukaryota; Metazoa; Chordata; Actinopteri; Clupeiformes; Engraulidae
Gene: exoc8
Product: exocyst complex component 8
Exons: 1
Coding region: 98-2155 (685 amino acids)
Biological process (GO): exocytosis; intracellular protein localization; Golgi to plasma membrane transport
Cellular component (GO): exocyst
Source: RefSeq, a predicted model, not a curated record
CCUGUUGUUAGACUUCCUUGUCAGCUGUGACAUCCUGUAAAACGAAUAGUUAUUUUGCUCCGAUUUUCAAGAACUGAAUGCGCUUUGAUCUUACAGGAUGUCAGAUACGCAUAGUAAGCUGCGAAAGCAGUUGGAAUCGCCUAAUUUCGACCCACAAAAUCACGUGAAACAGCUUUCACAACAGUCUGAUGGCGACAGAGACCUGCAAGAGCAUCGUCAAAAGAUCCAGAAUUUGGCAGACGAGACAGCGCAGAAUCUCAAGAAAAAUGUCUACAAAAACUACAGACAGUUUAUCGAGACGGCCAAGGAGAUUUCAUAUCUGGAGAGUGAGAUGUAUCAGUUGAGUCAUAUUCUCACGGAGCAGAAGAGCAUAAUGGAGAGCAUAACCCAGACACUCCUGUCAACAGAUAAGGACGAAACUGCGAAGGAAAUGUUGACUGCAUUCCCCAAAGAAACGGAGGAGGUAAAACAGAGAACCCUUACAACACUGCUCGAGAAAGUUGAAGGAUGUAAGAAUAUAAUGGAAGAAACUCCAGGAAGGUAUUUGGUGUAUAAUGGUGACUUGUUUGAGUAUGAUGUCGACAACAUGUCUCAGAUCCAGAGAGUGCACGCUUUUCUCAUGAACGACUGUCUGCUAAUUGCUACAUGGUUGCCCAACCGACGGGGUGCAGUCAAAUACAAGUACAAUGCGCUGUAUGAUCUGGAAAGCUAUGCUGUGGUCAAUGUUAAAGACAACCCUCCAAUGAAAGACAUGUUCAAAAUCUUGAUGUUCCCAGAUAGUCGCAUCUUUCAAGCAGAAAACAGUAAAAUAAAAAAAGAAUGGCUUGAAAUACUCGAGGAAACCAAGAAGAAAAAGAACACCAAAGAGCUGAAAAAGAAAGAGGAGGAGGUGCCCAACUCCCCGGUGAGACAGGAGGUGUCCACCAAUCCUUUCGAUGUAGACGAACCUUUGGAGUCUGAAGAAGCUGUAGAUCUAAGCCCAGAGUGGAUACAGGAGCUCCCAGAGGACCUUGAUGUGUGCAUUGCUCAACGGGACUUUGAGGGAGCCGUGGAUCUCCUAGACAAACUAAACGAGUAUCUGAAGGACGAGGCUGUGACCCCACGUGUGAAGGAGCUAAGAGGCAAAGUGGAUGAGCGAGUGCGACGUCUCACCGAUGUGCUGGUGUUUGAACUUUCCCCUGACCGCUCACUCAGAGGUGGACCGAAAGCGACGCGGAGGGCUGUGUCGCAGCUGAUUCGGUUGGGCCAGUCCACCAAGGCCUGUGAGCUGUUUCUUAAAAACCGUGCAGUAGCUGUGCAGACAGCCAUCCGACAGCUGCGCAUUGAGGGGGCCACGCUUCUCUACAUACACAAGCUCUGCAACAUCUUCUUCACGAGUCUGCUGGAGACCGCAAAGGAGUUUGAGAUGGACUUCAAGGGCAACACUGGCUGCUACUCAGCCUUUGUGGUCUGGUCACGCUCUGCUAUGAAGAUGUUUGUCGACGCUUUCAGCAAGCAGGUGUUUGACAGCAAGGAGAGCCUCUCCACGGCCUCCGAGUGUGUCAAAGUCGCCAAAGAACACUGCACGCAGCUGAGCGAGAUAGGCCUGGACCUCACCUUCAUCCUUCAGUCCCUGCUGGUGAAGGACAUCCGAUCCGCCCUCCUCAGCUACAAGGACAUCAUCAUCGAGGCCACCAAGCACCGCAACUCCGAGGAGAUGUGGCGACGGAUGAACCUCAUGACCCCCGAGGCCCUGGCCAAGCUGAAGGAGGAGAUGCGAAGCUGUGGCGUCGGCAACUUCGAGCAGUACACAGGAGACGACUGCUGGGUGAACCUCAGCUACACCGUGGUGGCCUUCACCAAGCAGAUGAUGAGUUUCCUGGAGGAGGGUCUGAAGCUGUACUCCCCCGAGCUUCACAUGGUGUUCCUGGAGAGUCUGAGGGAGGUGAUCCUGGCGGCCACACAACACGUGGACUACAGUCUGCGCUGCGAGCAGGAGAGUGAGAAAAAGGCCUUCAUCAUGCAGAAUGCCGUGUUCCUCCACGAGAUCGUCCUGCCGGUGGUGGAAAGGCGGUUUGAGGAGGGAGUGGGGAAGCCCGCCAAACAGCUGCAGGACCUGAAGAAGAAUCUCCGAGCCAUGCAGGUCAACCCUGCGAGCACCAUGUCUGUAGUGUAAAGGUGAUAAGGUUUAGUCAAAGAACUGGGGUGUUCCUGAUAACAGAUUUAGCUACUUGCCUGGCUAUGUACAAUUAUAAAAGAAGUUGUAAACCUUCUAGGGUCUUAUGGCUAGGUUCUUGUAACAAAACUGCACAGGACCCUGCUACUACCACUUAAUUACAGUGAGCUUAUCUACAUCAAGUCUGUAAACUUCUGCUUUACCGUAGCACUCCCCAUAAACCUGUGUCAUCCUCUGUAUUGACUAUGUAUCUGAUUGCUCCCUUGAAAGCACCUUCAUCCUCAUCACAAAUAUAUUAUGUACCUGGAGACACUCACUAAAUCAACGUGGCUUACCAGGGAUAGCAUCCAUAUUUAUGCUCUAUUAAUUUUAGUUAUUCAUUUUAAUCAUGUUGAACACUGCUUUGUGUUGAAAACGUGCCAUGGUUGCAGAUUAAAACACUAUUUCUAAAAUUCUGCACAAAUCCACAUAGUUCACAAUGGUAUGUUUUUUGUUUCUUUAUCAGUAUGAGGUUAGAAUGGGCUUGUGUUUUUUUUAAUCACUGAACCUAUAUCUGCAAAUAUAUCUUGUAAAAAUCCCUGUGUGCAUUUCAAAAUAAUUAAAAAAGGGAAUCUUAAUGUGAA